AUGGAGAAGGACGGCGGCGAUGGCCUCCGCCACCACGCCAUCCGGCUCCCGCUCACAGUUGCAGCAAUGGAGGGCUCGGACUCGGAGAUCACCAGCAACGGAGGACCAAGCCUCUCGCUGCGCCAGAAAGCGUCUUCGAUCAUGGCCUCCUCCGCGGCGGCAUACCGCAGCAAGCCCGCCUCCUUCUGGGCGCUCCUCGCGCUCAGCGGCGGCGCGAUGCUCACGGCGUUCCCGGCGGCGAGCCUGCUCUCGCGGCUCUACUACAACGGCGGCGGCCAGAGCAAGUGGAUCCUCUCGUGGUCCGCCGUGGCCGGCUGGCCCAUCCCGGCGCUGCUCCUGCUCCCCUGCUACCUCUUCAGCGACGCGUCGCCGACGUGGCCGCCGUCACCGUGGCUCUGCUUUUGGUACGCCCUGCUUGGCCUGCUCAGCGCCGCCGACAACCUCAUGUACGCCUGGGCCUACGCGUACCUGCCGGCGUCCACGGCGUCCCUCGUCGCCGCGUCGUCGCUCGCCUUCUCCGCCGUGUUCGGCCGCCUCAUCGUGGGGCAGAAGAACAGGAUAGGCCUGUCCACGCUGAACGCCAUCGUGGUGAUCACCGCCGGCGUGGUGAUCAUCGCGCUGGACUCGGGGUCCGACCGGUACCCGGGGGUCACGGGCCGGCAGUACGCGCUCGGGUUCGCGCUGGACGUGGCCGGGUCGGCGCUCCACGGCCUCAUCUUCGCGCUCUCGGAGCUCGUCUUCGACAAGUACCUCAGCAACGGCGGAGACGGUGCCGCCGCGACCCGCUUCCACGUGGUGCUGGAGCAGCAGGCGGCGGUGUCGCUGAGCGCGUUCGCGUUCACGUCGGCGGGGCUGGCGGCCACCGACGGGUUCGCGGCGAUGCGGCGGGAGGCCGCGGGGUUCACAACCGCAGGGGGAGGGACGGCGGGGUACGCGAUGGUGGUGGGGUGGUCGGCGGCGACGUUCCAGUUGGGGGUGCUGGGGGCGACGGGGGUGGUGUACCUGGGCUCGACGGUGCUGGCCGGCGUGCUGAACGCGGUGAGGGUGCCGCUGACGAGCGUGGCGGCGGUGGUGUGGUUCCACGACCCCAUGAGCGGCUUCAAGAUCCUGUCGCUGGUGAUCACCGUGUGGGGGUUCGGGUCCUACAUGGUCGGUCACUCGUCGGCGAAGAAGUCGGCCAGAGAGAGGAAUGUUUCGUCUCAACAACAACAUAGGCGGCCAAAUCAAAUUAGGAGCUGA
Triticum turgidum subsp. durum (durum wheat) is the source of this 1239-nucleotide messenger RNA. Lineage: Eukaryota; Viridiplantae; Streptophyta; Magnoliopsida; Poales; Poaceae. The record is from the annotation of a GenBank genome assembly.